GAAAUUUCCCGCCUUACAGCCAAACAAAACUCGAUUCGCUACAUUCUCUCCUAUCCCUUCCCUUCCCCUAUCGCCCUCACCGCGCCUCUCCCAUGGCUUCAGAAUCGACUCUCAUCUCCAUCCUCGAAACCUCAACUUCCCCGCCCAUCUACUCCACAGUCUCCGACUACCUCCAGCCCUUCGCCGAGCUCCGGAAUUUGAAGAGCAGUUCCGGAGCCCGAAAACCCCAAGCCAAACCCGAUUCCGAGUUCAAGUCGCUCGUCAGAUCUAUAGCCAAGCGGUUCGCUCCAUUUCUCAAUCAAUGCCUGAGGGUUUUGCCCAGGCGCCUCUCCAAGCCGUCGAAAGCAAGCGGCGGCGGCGCGUCGGAGGAGGAAGGAAAACCUCCGGAUUUCGUCCUGGAACUGUUCGAUACUUACAAGCUGUGUUUGGACUGCUACGAACUGUUGUCUUCGGAGUUGGUGGGUAAACCGUACGAUAUUUACUUGCAGACUGCGAGGCUUUUGCACUGCCUAGUGGGUUGGGGGCAGUAUGUGGAGGCGAGAGAUUUGGGGUUUGGGGUUUUGGAGAGGCUCAGGGCUUUGGAUUUGGGGCCGAGGAAAAAGGGAAUUAAAGCGGGGAAGUUUUUGCCGGUGAUUGGGCAGGGCGGGGAUGAUGAAAUGUUCGCGAAGCUGGUAGUGGAAGUGGUCACACUCAUUGUGAAGUGCUUGGCAUUGGGCCGAAGUGCCGUUGAUGAGGACUAUAGGAAGGUCAUGACCUUGGUGGAAGAGGUUAAACCCUGGUUCAGGGUUCUAGACGAAAAUACAAAGCAGAACAAGGAUAUGGUUAUCAUAACUUGCAUUGCAAGAUGUGCUGAAUAUCUUGUUGGGAAGUUAACGAAUUUUGAUGGAGGUUUAGUAUGUGCAUUCUGUCUGAUGGCAUUGGACAGCUACGCCAAAUCAUCAGUGAAGGAUCAGAUGUUUAAGUUUUGUCGCAGAGCAAGUUCUUCACUGUUUUUAUUUCAUGAAGACAAGCCUUCGGUCACCCUUGAAAUUAUAAUGGGGUUUUUGGAUUCUCUUGCCUUCGAGUGCAAGGUUGAAAAGGGGAAUUGGCAAUUGGAAUUUAUUGACUUCGUCUCUUACAUUGCAAGCAAAUGUCACCGUGCAAGUACAGUUUUUUGUAGUACUGUUGCUGGGCAUCUAAAUGACUUAGCUGAUGACUUGUCUCAGGUCAUGACACCCCUGGAUUUGUUCGUCAAGCUUUACUCUACCUCCAUCUGCUUUAACAAUCGUAUUUAUAAGCCUAGGAUAGCUGAUACAGUGUCAUCUGAGGAUGAUCCUCAACCUGGCAGUUUAUUUGAUGAUGGGAUUGGACUUAGCAACAUAGGACCUUUUCUGGGCUCCUUGCGGAGCUACAUUUAUGAUGGUUCCCUGCUGAGUAGGGAAAAACACAGUUUUGAGGACCAUUCUCCGAUUAAAUCAUCCUUACUAUCUUCUUAUUCUGGAAAUUCAUUAAGGACCCCACACAAGAGUGCAGAUGCUUAUCAUAAAGCCUACUUGAAUCUAUUGACGUUCUUAUGUCUACCUCUUGCCGAACUAGUAAAUUCGCAAAAGACGUGGAUUGUUGCUGGAAACGAUGUUACAGCUAUUUCUCCUGUGCUCUGCAAUAUCCUGGAAGGCUUUCAUCAAUUCUGCUUUACUUUGUUAUCUGUUCACAGCACUGCAAACAAAAAGGGACAAGGAUUGGAUGAUGGAUUUGAUUUCAAUGAAAGUGAUAACCUUCUUGCUGUUCCUGUGGCUGCCUUUAUAGUUUCACUCAGGACAAAGCAUGAAGAACAGAACACUGUGAAUCUCAUUAAGCAGGUCAUUGCUAGUGAUUGGAUUCAGCCCAAGGUGCUCAAGCACAUGAGCAGGAAACUCUAUUACAUUGGUGUACUUUUCUACAAGCAAAAUCAAGUGAAUGAGGCUUCAAAAGCUCUCAAAUUGUGCUGCAGGGCAGAGUGGGGUUGCCUUAAAAUUCUUUGCCAGAAUGGGGUUCUCGGUGACGCCAUUGUGGAUUCUGUUAGUGAUGCUUGUACAAGAACUGUUUUUCUUUUGGACAUACUCAGUCAGUGUGGAAGCAUGAAACUGCAGAAACUAAUUGUAAAAAGUCUUGAAAAUUGGUCUGCUGCUGAGGAUUUGCCUAUAAAGCUCCAACCUCCCACGGCUCUAGUGCAACAAUGGGUGAAGAUUCACUGUAAACUUAGCAAGAGCAUGAGUUCAGACUAUAGCGCUCCAACUUUGCAUUGCUCGCUAGGUUCUUCUACAAGAGUCUCAGUAAGGUCAAUGGGCAAACUCUUACAGCAGUUUUUAGGAGCUUCUUGUUUAUGAGAGAAUGCAAAGUACGUACCCGGAAUUUUCGCACAGAAUGCUACUGAAAAUCAUAGAUAUCCUCCUGCAACAUGUUUUUAUCAAAGGACAAGAUUAUUUAGGGAGAUCAAGAAUCUUGCUAAGAAAGGGAUGGGCAUUAAGAGCUAAUUCUGAUCAAGGUCUAUCCGACAGCAUCCAAUGUAUAUCGGAAGCAAUUUCGAUUAUUAGUUCUAAAACAAUGGGCCAAGGAAGUGCAAUAUCUCAUCAGUUAGCUAUGUCACAUAGUUUGCGAGCACUCUGCAUUCAGGAAGCAAAGCCCAACUCAAAGGAAAUUAUUCGAGAUUUUGAAGCUGCCCUAAAUCUAUGGUUGAGCAUUCCGCAUCCGGAUGGUUUUGGAUGUGUUGAAGAGAGUGCAUUCACUGGUGAUCUGCUGUUAAUGUUGUGUAAUAUAGCCGAUGUAUUAACACUAAAGGGUUUCACAGGACUCACCCAUGACAUCUACAAGCUCAUGAUUAGAUUCUGCGAAUGGCGAAACGUGUCAGUUGAAAAGUGUGUGCACUUCUUGUGGGGAAGUAGAAGGCUUAGUCACGCUCUUUGCUUCUCGCCAAUAGACAAAGCCUUCCUUACUGGAUUGUCAUGCAGUUCCGAUGAUAAAUUCAAAACCAUGGGAUUUUGGAUAGGCUGUCUAAAAGCGUCCAUGCCUCUAUUAGUUGGAUUCCAGCUGAAGCUAUCAAGUUCAUCUUCUUGUUGCUCUUCCAAUCUUGGUACUGAUCCUCAAUUAGACGUUGCAGUUGAUGAUGUAAAGAAGGCUGCUUCUAAGCUUAUAUCUGAUGGUCCUAUGAACAGUUGGUCAGCUUUCUUUGCUGCGUAUCUUUACCAUGAUUUGUCUGAAAGGCUCGUUGCAAGUGGGCAAUGUAUUGAGGCUCUCUAUUUUGCAAAACAGGCAUAUAAAUUGCGGUCUAAAUUGUUUCAAUAUAAUUUCACAUAUCAAGGCGGACUUUAUACUGAACGGACAGAUUGCAAUCAGAAGCCUACAUAUAGCAUCCAGAACCUGCGAGUGAACAAAUCAAUUGCUAUUCAAAUAUGGUCGUCUGACAAUAUUUUAGAGGACUUGGAAACAUGUUAUAUUAGUCCAUGGAAAGUGCUGCAGUGUUAUCUUGAUAGCACUCUUCAGGUCGCUUUCCUCGAUGAAAUGAUCGGGAACGGAGUAGAGGCCGAGGCUUUUCUACUGUGGGGAAAAGAAAUCUCUUGCUGCUUGAACUUGCCACUUUACAAUGUUGCAUUUUCUACUGUUCUAGGAAAACUAUAUCGCGAGAAACGGUCUUAUGAUCUGUCAGAAGAGGAACUUGAAAGUGCUAAAGAAAUUUUGGCACAGAAUGGCACUGCUAUUUCUUGUUCAAGGUGUAGAUUGAUACUAGAAGCCUCUGUGAAUCAGCAGCUUGGUGAUUUGAAUCGUAGCCGCUUGGUCAAUGCCACCUUGGACAUCUCACAUGAAUUAUUAUCGUUAGUGGAAGGUUUGUACUCAUCAGCUCUGGAAAAGCUGAACCUGCCGAAGUGGAAAGUUCCUGUUAGUUGUCCUGAGGAAGUUGAAAAUAUUGCUGGGAAUGUGGAUGCUAGUUCUGUCGCAAGAUGUCCAGAGGGAAUAGGAUUUGCUCCAUCCAGGGCUGCGCCAAAAGUGAAGGCAGGAGUCCGAAAGAGUAGACGAACUGAAAAUGCACCACUAUCUUUAUUGGAGGAGAACAGAUCAGGGGUAGGCCAUAAUACAAGGCUAACCCGAUCUAGAUACCGUUCUUCUCAGAAGCAAAAUGUCAAUAGUUGUGCUGAGGCUCAACCUGGAAUUGCAAAGGGUUGCGAGAGCAAAAGUGGUUGUGGUUUUCCUCAUUCAAGUGGUGAAGGCCGGUUGCUGCCAGAGGUGAAAUUCUGCAGUGUUGAGGGUAAAGGUAAAUGCAUCUGCAACACAGGGGAGUGCUCUAUCUGUCCGUCUUUGGAUGCAAAGGAAUCUGAAUUGUUGAGUCAUUACAUUCAAAUGAGAUGGGAAUUUGCUUGCAGACGGAUUUCUAUUGGAUUACUUGAUGGCAUAGGAAUGUGCCAUGAGAUUCGGGGUCGACAUCAUGAACAACACAAGGUUUCUGUACAAAGUAUAUAUGUCUUAUUGGGUCAAAACCCGUUCGGGUUGAAUCAAAUUUCUACUCCACCAACCUUCCUACUUAAUCUAUUAGUCAAGGAGUGUUUCCGGAAUGUUUUUGCUGUUGAGCUUGCGCAAGUGUUUUACAAUGUAUGCUGGAUAUCUCUGAAGAGUUACUGCAUCAAGGACGACAGGGACAUCUGCUGCAGUUUCACUCAAAUCAAGUCAUCUGAAGCAGUGUCUUGGCUGUUACAAGCCUUUGUACUCUGUCGAGAGGUUCCUAACCUGUUGAAAAAGGUCUCCAGGCUGCUCUGUGCCAUAUAUAUACUUUCCCCAUCGAAGGGACUGUUCUCUUUUCCUUCCUCCAGCAAAGUGCUCUCGGAAAGCCAUUGGGCUUCCUAUUUUCAUCAGGCCUCACUUGGCACCCAUCUGAACUACCAAUUCCUGUUGAACAAAACCCAGCAAAACAAACACCACCAUACUAUGGAUGAACAGCAUUCUGAUUAUCAGGAUUCGUCAACAAGUGACUUGCUGGAAGCAAAAUCACAUGAUUUACCAAGAGUUGCACCGCCAUUUGUUGAAGAGUUGGAGAAUUUUGUGAUAGAGUUUUUUGCAGAGCUUCCUUGCACCACUGUGAUCUGCAUAAGCUUGAUAGGCGACCAGUUAGCCACUUUAUUGCAAGAACUACUCGCAUACCCUCCAUCUAUCCAUGCAUGGCUACUACUAUCACGUUUAAACUCUAAGAAUCAACCUGUUGUGGCUGCUAUUCCCGUUUACUCCAGUUUGGAAGUGACUUCUGAAGAUAAUUGCGCAAGCUCCGGUUACAGAGAUAUCCUCAAAAGAAAUGAAUUGACUAAAAAAUGGCACUGCCCCUGGGGUGCUACUGUUAUUGAUGAAGUUGCUCCAGUAUUUCGACAUAUAUUGGAGGAGAAUCACUUGUCAUCGUCAAAUUUACCACUGGAAGAUUCCAAAGAGAACAGAAAUGCAUGGUGGAGUCGAAGAAAGAGACUAGAUUGUAUGCUUGAUGAAUUUCUAAGGAGCUUAGAAGAAAAGUGGCUCGGACCAUGGAAGAGCUUGCUUUUUGUUGAACUAUCCUACUGCAAGGCCAUGGAUGCAAUAGAAAGCAGGCUCGUUCGAGAUCUGAAAUCUAAAUGCAAAGUGGCUGUAAAUCAAAUUCUGCUUAAGGUCAUUCUUGGUGCAGGAGAAGAGUUUGGCGUAGAAACGUGUAUUAAGCAAUUGUUAUCUCUGAAGAAUGGCUGCGUUUUUGGUAAACCUGGAUUGUCUGAAGAAGGAAGUCUUGAGACCCAACCUGAAGAAUCUGAAGCAGUAAAAAGACAAACUGAGUUGGCUGUUCAGUUGGUAUAUGAGGCUCAGAAUAAGGUUAAAGAGGUAAAAGAAGAAGCCUCUGCCAAAAAAGAGGCAGCAAUUCUGGUCCUGGAUAGUGAGGUGCAGAUGCUUCCAUGGGAAAACUUACCAACACUGAGAAGCCAAGAGGUGUAUCGCUUACCUACAGUUGGCAGCAUUUCAUGGAUACUUGAUAGGAGCUUCAGACAGCGAGAAUCAGGGGCGGCCAUGUCUGUUGCCUUACCUUACAUAGAUCCCUUGGAUGCUUUUUAUGUCUUGAAUCCCAGUGGUGACCUGGAUCAUACACAGGCUGCAUUCGAGAAGUGGUUUCAGGAGCAAAAUUUAGGGGGAAAGGCAGGAUCUGCACCAACUGCUGAAGAAUUGGCUUUGGCCUUGAGGAAUCAUGACCUCUUCAUAUAUUUAGGCCAUGGCAGUGGUACACAAUACAUAUCAGGGGAUGAGAUAAAGAAGCUUGAAAAGUGUGCGGCAACUCUUCUUAUGGGCUGCAGCAGCGGUUCCCUGACCAUAACUGGCUCUUACACUCCAAAAGGCGCUCCGCUCUACUAUCUAUUAGCAGGUUCCCCAGUCGUCGUGUCAAACCUCUGGGAAGUCACUGACAAGGACAUCGAUAGAUUCAGCAAGACCAUGCUUGAUUCUUGGAUGCGUGAAAGGUCCGAUGCUUACACCGAUUCUGCCCGCUGCAACCUAGUCAAAGAAUUCGACUCAAUGAGCAUCAAGGGCAAAGGCAGGAAGAAAGUCUCCAAGAAAAAGUCAUCUGAACCUGAAGACUGUGACAACGACGACAGUUCAAAACACAACAGUUCUAGCAACCGGCGGCCUACUGUUGGGUCGUUCAUGGCUCAGGCUCGUGAUGCUUGCACUUUGAAGUACUUGAUUGGAGCAGCACCAGUUUGUUAUGGAGUUCCAACAGGUAUUCGGAGAAAGGAGAAAGUAGCUCAAUAGUUGGUCAUUCCACUCAGUUCACUUCACACUAGUGAGCUUUCAGGUUAUCAAAAUUGGUCACUCCCAUCUCGUCGAUUGCUGGGCAGCUUGUGUACUAGAGCUUUCACAUGUUCAGGUUAGUGCUGUAACACAGUAAACAGCAAGGAAUAGUUGUGCAUAACCCAGUUACAGAAAUUUAGUUUCAGGUCUAGUGUCGCUCUUACUAGUUCUGUAUAGGUUUUUUCCUCAACUAAUGGAUGGAUGAACUUUGGUCCACCUUUUUUUUUUCUUUUUCUGACAAGAAACUUUGGUCCCUUAAUGUUGAAUCAAUGGUUCUCUUUUAUGUUUUCUCGGUUAGCUGGAAACCGAACUGACGGAUUGGUUUAUCCGGUCAGCCAAAACAGUUUAUUUGAGCAUGGCCAUGCAAGUUAUGAACAACAAACCUGCAUACAAAGAUGUACAC
Molecule: messenger RNA, 7198 nt
Organism: Linum tenue
Lineage: Eukaryota; Viridiplantae; Streptophyta; Magnoliopsida; Malpighiales; Linaceae
Source: the annotation of a GenBank genome assembly